This is a messenger RNA of Salvia splendens (bonfire salvia), 372 nucleotides long. Its product is annotated as dormancy-associated protein 1. The coding region runs from base 1 to 372 and encodes 123 amino acids. NCBI's taxonomy places the organism in Eukaryota, Viridiplantae, Streptophyta, Magnoliopsida, Lamiales, Lamiaceae. The record is from RefSeq and is a predicted model, not a curated record. The transcript has 4 exons.
AUGGUGCUUCUUGAUCAUCUGUGGGACGAUGUGGUGGCAGGGCCGCAACCGGGGCGCGGCCUCAAACACCUCAAAAAGGUGUACACCAGCCCCAACGAUGGAGGAGAGGGGAGUGGCAUCGUGUACCAGAGGUCUCUGUCGAUGCCGUCGAGCCCUUUGACGCCGGGAACGCCGACGAAUAUGUCCCCCACGGCUGGGAAAAAGGACAAUGUGUGGCGGAGCUGUUGGAACAUUUUAAUAUGCGUCUUCAACCCGGGAAGCAAUUCCGCCACCAAAAACGUCGGAGCUGACUAUUUUGAUAAGCCGCAGCCCAACUCCCCUACUGUCUAUGAUUGGCUUUAUAGUGGGGAUACUAGGAGCAAGCAUCGUUGA